Messenger RNA from Hyaena hyaena (striped hyena), 1766 nucleotides. It is a transcript of the gene TAL1, whose product is annotated as TAL bHLH transcription factor 1, erythroid differentiation factor. The transcript is spliced from 5 exons. The coding region runs from base 465 to 1448 and encodes 327 amino acids. NCBI's taxonomy places the organism in Eukaryota, Metazoa, Chordata, Mammalia, Carnivora, Hyaenidae. Gene Ontology annotation, biological process: regulation of transcription by RNA polymerase II. Gene Ontology annotation, molecular function: protein dimerization activity; RNA polymerase II cis-regulatory region sequence-specific DNA binding; DNA-binding transcription factor activity, RNA polymerase II-specific. The record is from RefSeq and is a predicted model, not a curated record.
GGGGUGGAGGGGAGGGCGAGCAGGAGACGGAGCCGCAAGUUGAGGAGGCGGCAAGGGGGCGGGGAGAGGGAUUUCACAUUUUAUUCCAAAUUAUGAUGUAUUCGGAAGCCAGUGUGGGCUUGGAUGGGCCGACGGAGCCGGCGGAGGCUGCUCUGUCCGGAGGCCAGCCUGUGCCCCGGUGGUCGAGGCGGUCGUGAGAGUAGGAGGUCUUCAGGCUGGGAGCCGAGCCGCGCUCGCCAGGGCCCGCGCCUUCAAGCCGGUAGCCGCCCGCCUCGGUUUCCGCCGCACCCAGGCCGCGUCCAUUUCUGACUGCCCCGGACCACACCGUGGCCUAACUGCUGGUCUCUCAGUGAGACGGGGGAAAGCAAAGACCCCAGUCCACAACUUGGACCUUGGCUCCCGCCCCUCUCCGGCGGAGUGGAGAUCCUAUUCAGAGGGGCCUGUCUCUCUAAAUAUGCCCCAGGAUGACGGAGCGGCCGCCGAGCGAGGCGGCCCGCAGUGACCCCCCGCUAGAGGGACGGGACGCGGCCGAGGCCCGCAUGGCCCCCCCGCACCUGGUCCUGCUGAACGGCGUCACCAAGGAGACGAGCCGCGCGGCCCCCGCGGAGCCCCCGGUCAUCGAGCUGGGCGCGCGCGGCGGCCCGGGGGGCGGCCCCGCCGGUGGGGGCGGCGCCGCGCGGGACUUAAAGGGCCGCGACGCGGCGGCGGCCGAAGCGCGCCAUCGGGUGCCCACCACCGAGCUGUGCAGACCUCCGGGGCCCGCGCCCGCCUCGGCCCCCGCGGAGCUGCCCGGCGACGGCCGCAUGGUGCAGCUGAGCCCGCCCGCGCUGGCGGCCCCCGCCGCCCCCGGCCGCGCGCUGCUCUACAGCCUCAGCCAGCCGCUGGCCUCGCUCGGAAGUGGCUUCUUUGGGGAGCCAGAUGCCUUCCCUAUGUUCGCCACCAACAACCGAGUGAAGAGGAGGCCCUCCCCUUAUGAGAUGGAGAUUACUGAUGGUCCUCACACCAAAGUCGUGCGACGCAUCUUCACCAACAGCCGAGAACGGUGGCGGCAGCAGAAUGUGAACGGGGCCUUUGCUGAGCUCCGCAAGCUGAUCCCCACUCAUCCCCCAGACAAGAAGCUCAGCAAGAAUGAGAUACUCCGCUUGGCCAUGAAGUACAUCAACUUCCUGGCCAAGCUGCUCAAUGACCAGGAGGAGGAGGGUACCCAACGGGCCAAGCCUGGCAAGGACCCCGUGGUAGGGGCUGGUGGCGGAGGCGGUGGGGGAGGGGGCGGUGCGCCUCCAGAUGACCUCCUGCAGGACGUGCUCUCCCCCAACUCCAGCUGCGGCAGCUCCCUGGAUGGAGCCGCCAGCCCGGACAGCUACACGGAAGAGCCGGCACCCAAGCACACGGCCCGCAGCCUCCACCCUGCCAUGCUGCCGGCUGCCGAUGCAACAGGUCCUCGAUGAUGGGGAUGGGGCCACUCAGGGCAGCCUCAGGCCUCAGGCCGCUGGGACCGGGGGCUUCAGCGCGGGUGGGGUGAGGAUUGGGCCUCUCUGAAGCAGGGCAGUGGACUUGACGAGCUUUCCUUGACGUCUGAACUUUGGGAAGUCCUCACUGCCCCCCCCACACACACCCCCUCCCGCCCCAGGUCUGGCUUUCCUGUUUCCUGACUCAGUGGUAGAACAGAAAAAUGGAGCAAAGUGGUAGGUACUUUUUAUGAAGACGGCACGGUCUUCCCCUCCCCCAGAUACCUAAGACUUCUCAAGUAAAGAGCUCAACUGGCA